AUGGCCAACAAGGGGACUUCUGAAACAGAUCCCGAGUAUGCCAGCAUAAUGAAUAUUCUGAAAACUUAUCAGCAAGUAGCAUUGUCGCAGUCAGCCGCUCAAAAAUCAAUCACCGAUGAUCCGAAACCAAUCGACGACUCAAUCCCCUUCUCUGCUGAAGAACGAAACGCUCUCAAAUUCCAAAUGUUCUCAUACAAGCUAUUAUCUGUCAACAAGCCACUCCCUGACGUGUUGCAGAAGGUCUUGUUUGACACUCUCAACGCAACAGGUGAAGAUGUAUCAGUAGCACAGCAGAUCAUAGAAACAGCAUACAGUCAAGCUGAGCCAUCGUCCGACUUGAACCGACCCUUGUUUGGGAAGGGCUCAAAUCCAUGGAAUCUCGUGCCAAAACAAGUAGACUACGCUGGACGACAACAACGACUCUUGGUACCAUCAAUCAUGCCAAUUGGAUUGGAUCCUGUCGCUCUAGCUCAAGCUCGUGAUAGAUAUAUAGAAUCUCGUAUAGCUUACCGCAUCCAGGAACUCGAAUCUCUCCCAUCAAACUUGACAAACACAACCAACCUCGACAGUGGCACCUCAUCCAUCAAACUCAAGGCUCUCAUUGAAUUGAAGGCCUUGCGUUUGAGGGAUAAACAGCGUAAACUACGAGAAGAAGUAUUGCGUACCCACUCUAAAGCUACCACUCUCAACACGGCCGUCGAUCGAGGUGUAUAUCGUCGCUUCAAGAAACACUCAAUGAGGGAUGCUCGCCAAACAGAGCAAACCGAAAAGGCUCAACGAGCUGAACGCGAACGUAGGGAAAAGCAGAAACAUCUCGACUUUACCAACUCCAUCGUCGAGCAUGGAUUGAAACUGGUUGCCUUCCACCGUCAACAAAAGGCAGCCAGCAAUAAAUUAGGAGCCUAUAUAACCCGAUAUCACGCCAAUGCAGAAAAGCUCGAACAGCAACGUCAAACAAAGGCUCAACAGGAUCGUCUCAAAACUCUCAAAGAAGACAAGGAAGACGUAUAUCUCGAACUCGUCGCAAAGGCAAAAAACACUCGUAUCCGUCAUCUUAUCUCGCAAACCAACUCUUAUUUGGACUCGCUAUCGAAUGCUCUUACCGCUCAAAAGGCCUCCAUCGCGGGUGGUGAUAUCAUUGAAGUCCCAGCUGCUGAUGCUGCUGGCUCAAGUGCCGCUGCACCCAGUGGUUACCGAGACGAAUACUAUGUAUCGGCACAUAAAAUCUCAGAAUCCAUCAAGGAGCAACCCUCACUCAUGGUCGGUGGUAAACUCAAGGACUACCAAAUCAAAGGUCUUCAAUGGAUGGUAUCCUUAUAUAAUAAUCGUCUGAAUGGUAUCUUGGCUGAUGAAAUGGGUCUUGGAAAGACAAUCCAGACCAUCUCUCUAGUCACAUAUCUGGUAGAAAAGAAAAAGCAACCCGGUCCAUUCUUGGUUAUUGUGCCAUUGUCUACCUUGACAAAUUGGACGAUGGAGUUCGAGAAAUGGGCACCUUCUAUUCAGAAGAUUAUCUAUAAAGGUGGUCCUGCUGCUAGAAAGGAACUGGCCUCUCAGAUUCGAGCGCAAAACUAUUCCGUAUGCAUCACCACAUACGAGUUCAUUGUGCGAGACAAGGCUGUCUUGUCAAAAGUCAAAUGGGUCUAUUGCAUCAUUGAUGAAGGUCACCGUAUGAAAAAUGCCGAAUCAAAACUCUCUACCACUCUUGUACAAGCUUACUCUUGUCGAUAUCGUCUCAUCCUUACGGGAACGCCACUUCAAAACAAUCUACCUGAAUUGUGGGCUCUUCUCAACUUUAUAUUACCAAAAGUCUUCAACUCGGUCAGGUCUUUUGAUGAAUGGUUCAAUACUCCCUUCUCUGCCACUACAGGUGGUCAAGAAAAGAUUGAACUCAAUGAAGAAGAACAGCUUCUCAUCAUUAAACGUCUGCACAAAGUCCUCCGUCCCUUCUUGCUACGACGUCUGAAGAAGGAUGUCGAAUCUGAAUUGCCAGAUAAGGUUGAAACCGUCAUCAAAGUUAGCAUGUCUGCUCUUCAGCGUCGUCUUUACGAGCAAGUCCGUGCUCAAAGGACUGUGAAUGCUGAUCUCUCCAGGGUUGGUUUCAAGGCUCUAAAUAACAUCAUCAUGCAAUGUCGUAAAAUUUGCAACCAUCCUUUUGUCUUCCAAGAAGUCGAGGAUAUUGUCAACCCAUCUGGAGCUCUCAACGAAGUAUUGUAUCGAGUCGCUGGUAAAUUCGAACUCUUGGAUCGAAUCUUGCCUAAAUUCCGUCGAACCGGACAUCGUGUAUUGAUGUUCUUCCAAAUGACUCAAAUCAUGGAUAUUAUGCAAGACUAUAUGAGAUUCCGUGGAUACAACUUCUUGCGUCUGGAUGGAACAACAAAGUCUGAUGAACGUAGUGACAUGUUGAAACAAUUCAAUGCACCAGAUAGUGAAAUAUUUAUAUUCUUGCUGAGUACUCGUGCUGGUGGUUUGGGGUUGAAUCUUCAAACUGCGGAUACGGUUAUUAUCUUUGAUUCUGAUUGGAAUCCACAUCAGGAUUUACAAGCUCAGGAUCGAGCCCAUCGUAUUGGUCAAACCAAGGAAGUCCGUAUCCUUCGUCUCAUCACAUCCAGAUCUGUCGAAGAAAAGAUCUUGGAACGAGCCCAAUACAAACUUGACUUGGAUGGCAAGGUCAUUCAGGCUGGUAAAUUCGAUAAUAAGACCAGUCAAGAAGAACGUGAUAAACUAUUAGAAGACUUGUUUGGUGCUCCUGAAAAGGAAGACGGUGAAGUCGAAAAGGAAGCCGUCGAUGACGACCAACAUGAGUCUGGAGAAUUGGGUGACGACGAACUCAACGAAAUCUUGGCUCGAAAUGAUACUGAAAAGAAAAUCUUUAAGCAAAUGGAUAAAGAUCGUAAACAGCAAGAAGAAACUCGUUACGGUCGAAACGCUCCAUCACGUCUGAUGGAAGAGAGUGAACUUCCAGCUGUUUAUCUGGUCGAUAUCGAAGCCGAUACUCGUGAACGUGCUAAUGCCCCGGUAGAAGCCACUGGUCGAGGGGCUCGAGCCCGUAACAAUGUAAAAUACGAUGAUGGCUUGACAGAAGAACAAUGGACUAUGGCUGUAGAUAGUGGAGAAUUGACUGAAGUUAUGGAAAGGAGGGCCCGUCGUGAAGCUCGAGGAGUUCGACGCUCCAGUGCUCCUAUAGGUACAGGCUCUGAAGCUGGAUCAGUCACUGACGAAUCUGAUGACGACGACGAGACUAUUGAUCGUGAUCGCGGCAGUAGUGUAGGGACUCGAGAGCAAUCUGCUACUCCUGUACCUGGCAGUCGUAAACGUGGCCGACCAGCAAAGAGUAAACUCAGUCAAGUAGUUGCCGAUAGUAACUCUCCAUCAUCCGCAUCGCCUACACCUCGCUCUGAGGAGAAACGUCCUCGCGGUCGACCUCGUAAAAAUCCUAAAUACGAAGAAGAAGGUCCACGUCGCAAACGCCAACGUAGAGAUGAAGAUUCUGAUCCAAACAUCCCUGCAUGGCGUAGGCGAACCAUCCAGCAGGCUUGUUUGGCUGUGUUAGACGGUCUUGAGUCCAUUGAUGUUGCGGAUGAAGAAGAUGAAGAAGGAAAUCCAAUACUUCGCAAGAGGAUUGACAUCUUCCUUGAAUUGCCAGAUCGUAACGACUAUCCAGACUAUUACUCCCUCAUUGCUGAUCCUAUCGCCUUCGAUAUUAUCCGUUCACGUGUAGAAUCUCUUGGUUAUGGCAGUUUUGCGUCAUUCAAGAGUGACGUAUUACUAGUCUUUGAGAAUGCACGUACCUAUAAUCAGGAAGGAUCAGUUGUAUAUAUUGAUGCAAUGGAAUUGGAUCGAGUUGCACAGGCACUCUUCAAUCAUGUUGCACCUCUCGGCGAGCCUCAAGUCACCAAGGAUGAAGAAGGUGAAGCCAACUUGGAAUUUAUGAGGUCUGGAAAUGCUCCUGCUGGUACUCCACGUCAAGGUGACGAUGAUGGGCCCUCUGGAUUGAAACUCAAGUUGAAGAUGGGUCCUGGUCCCGCUCAGCAAUCACCACAACAGCACAAUCCAGAUCCAGAUGUGGAUAUGGAUGAUGUUUAUCAGGAAUGA
Synchytrium microbalum is the source of this 4092-nucleotide messenger RNA. RefSeq lists its product as uncharacterized. Gene Ontology annotation, cellular component: nucleus. Gene Ontology annotation, biological process: positive regulation of transcription by RNA polymerase II. The record is from RefSeq and is a predicted model, not a curated record. Bases 1 to 4092 code for a protein of 1363 amino acids. The transcript has 7 exons. NCBI's taxonomy places the organism in Eukaryota, Fungi, Chytridiomycota, Chytridiomycetes, Synchytriales, Synchytriaceae. Gene Ontology annotation, molecular function: histone binding; DNA binding; ATP-dependent chromatin remodeler activity.